AUACUGAUCAUCAGAAGCAAAAAUCCCCUUCCCACCCUCUCACAUCCACACCAGCGGAAAAAAGUAAUAAUCCCCACCGCCCAACCCUAACCCCCACCCUCCCCGGCGCGUGCGAUGCUUCGGCGCCGGCGGCGGCCACGGGUGGUGCAGUGAUGGUGGGCUUCUUCCGCAGCGGCAACCUUGCCUCCAGGGUGUUCGACCGCCAGUUCCUCUCUCCGCGCCCCGGCGCAACCGUUAAUACUGUCAGACAAUUCUAUGAGAAUUUGGUUCCAAGUUACACUAUAUACGACAUAGAUUGCCCAGAUUAUUCGUUUCGCAAGUUCACUGAUGAUGGCAAGUAUCUUGUGGCCUUUAGUCGAAACCACCAAGAUUUGAUUGUGUACCGUCCCAUCUGGUUAACGUUUUCAUGCCAUGAAGAAUGUGAUUCUCAUGAUCUUCCGGCCAAUGCAGAGAGAUUUGACAGUUUCUUUAAGCAGCUCUACUCAAUCUCACUUGCAUCCAGCAAUGAGUACAUUUGUAAGGACUUUUUCCUUUACAUGGAGUGCCAUCAAUAUGGCUUAUUUGCAACGUCAACUGCACAAAGUAAUGACUCAAGUGCCACUGACGGUGCAAUUCACGGGGUACCAUCAAUUGAGAAAAUAACUUUCUAUCUUGUGAGGCUAGAAGAUGGUGCAAUACUAGACGAGAAAGCUUUCUGCAAUGAUUUUAUCAAUUUGGCUCAUAGUAUUGGUGCUUACUUGUAUGAGGAUCUGGUUUGCAUUGUCUCUCUACGAUAUCAAACAAUACAUGUCCUACAAAUCCGAGAUUCAGGCAGCCUUGUUGAGGUACGGAGAAUUGGUGCAUUUUGCCGGGAAGAUGAUGAACUAUUUCUUUAUUCACAUGGCCAGGCUGCACAAGGGAAUUCUUUUCUUCCUGGCAUCAAGCAACGGUUGCUAUCAUUUAUUUUUCGGAAGACUUGGAAUGAGGAACCUGAUCAGGCUUUGAGGGUCCAGCAUCUGAAGAAGAAAUUUUAUUUUCACUUUCAAGACUAUGUGGAUCUUAUCAUAUGGAAGGUACAGUUUUUGGAUCGCCGUCACCUAUUUAUCAAGUUUGGUAGUGUCGAUGGAGGGGUUACUCGAAGCACUGAUCAAAACCUAGCAUUCUUUGCUGUGUACAACAUGGAGACGACAGAUAUUGUCUCACUCUAUCAGAAUUCUUCGGAGGAGCUGUAUUCAUUGUUUGAACAUUAUUAUGAUCAUUUCCAUGCAAAUCCUCAAAAUUCUUCACAUGAGAAAUUUAUCUCGUCGCAUUCCAAUAGUGUUCAUGCUCUUGAUCAACUUCGCACCAUUAAAAAUAAAGCAAGCAGCUCCUCACAG
This is a messenger RNA of Triticum urartu, 1355 nucleotides long. The record is from RefSeq and is a predicted model, not a curated record. NCBI's taxonomy places the organism in Eukaryota, Viridiplantae, Streptophyta, Magnoliopsida, Poales, Poaceae.